GUGGUGGUUGGCAAGGAAAGCUUUGCCCUUGAAGCCCAGCAUUCGCCACCUCCCUGGAGGGGGCUCCAGGUCUCCGCGGAGCCUCAGGGAGUACGAAUGAGUCCAGGAAUCUGAGGGACUCCUGUCAGCAGCGACAUUGGCUGGGCUGGGUGGGAGCAGGUGUGGGAUGGCCAGAGCUUCAGAGUGCAGCCAGCAGCGGGGCGUUGGGUCCUGCUUGUGACGGGCAGCAACUCAGGGUUCUGACUGUGACGCCAGUGGUUGCUCCAGAUUCUGCCCUGGCGGUGAUGGCAGCAGCCUCUGCCCCUUCGCUGGCGCGAUGUGGCCCCUGUUGGUGCUGCUGCUGCUGGGCUUGGCGAGCUGCGGUUCAGCUCAGCUAUUAUUUGUUAAAAUCGAAUCUGUAGAAUACACCAAUGAAAAUAAAACUGUUCUCAUCCCUUGCUUAGUCACUAAUGUGGAGGCAAAGAGCCUGAAAGAAAUGUUUGUAAAGUGGAAAUUAGGAGAUAAACACAUUUUCUACUACAAUGGAGAUAAAAAUGAAUCCAAACCAAUCAGUGAAUUUUCCAGUGCACACAUCAUACCAGACGCACUACUAAAAGGAAAUGCCUCUUUGAUGAUGGACAAGAGCCAAGCUGUCCCAGGAAACUACACUUGCGAAGUAACAGAAUUAACUAGAGAAGGCGAAACCACCACAGAACUAAAAUAUCGUGUUGUUAAAACUCAGCUAUUAUUUACUACAAUCAAAUCUGUGGAAUACACCAAUAAUAAUAAGACUGUUCUCAUCCCAUGCUUAUUCACUAAUUCGGUGGCAAAGAGCCUUAAAGAAAUGUUUGUAAAGUGGAAAUUCAGAAAUAAAUACAUUUUCUACUAUAAUGGAGAUAGAAAUGAAUCCAAGCCCACCAGUGACUUUUCGAGUGCAUACAUCGUACCAGGUGCACUAUUAACAGGCAGUGCCUCUUUGAUGAUGGACAAGAACCAAGCUGCCCCAGGAAACUACACUUGUGAAGUAUCAGAAUUAACUAGAGAAGGCAACACCACCACAGAACUAAAAUACAUUGCUGCUUCAUGGUUUUCUGCAAAUGACCAUAUCCUUAUUAUUAUUUUCCCAAUGUUGUCUGUGCUUAUGUUCUGGGGAAGUGAUAUUGUGAUACUUAAAUAUAAUUCCAAUAUUACGAAGGAGAAAAUCAUCAUUUUAUCUGUGGCUGGACUAAUUCUCAGUAUAUUAGUCAUUGUUGGAGCCAUUUUCUUCAUCCCAGGUGAAUAUUCAAGAAAGAGGGCCAGUGGGCUUGGUUUAAUUGUAAUACCUACAGUAAUAUUAAUAUUACUUCAGAUGUAUAUGUUCAUGAUAGCUCCAGCUAAUGGGAAACGCACCAUCAGCAUCAUCUUAUUCAUUGCUCAGGUGCUGGGCCUUUUGAUCUCUCUGGCCGGACAAAGCCUCUGUGUCUCAGAGUGCACCCCAGUGCAUGGUUCUCUUCUGAUUUCAGGCUUGGGUAUUACAGCCUUAGUGGCAUUUCUUGGAUUAGUUUAUAUGAUAUCUGUUGCUCUAGUCCAUUCUGCCCUCCCUCUGCUGGAUCCCAAGCAGGUUCCAAGCAGAAUACUAUACAGCCUAGUAGGAUAAAUUAAUUGAAGAGAUGAACUCUGACUUGCAGAGAAGUAAGAUGUGAAAGGAAUGCACUUUCAUUUAAGGACCUUGGCCUUGACUCACUCACUGUUCAAGAGAAGAAAAGUGACUCUCAUCUACAAGAGAAAGUAAAUCAUUGAGUUUUAAACAGAUAUUACAGUUAAGUUUCUACUCAAAACACUUGUAAUUAAGUUAAUAAAAGUAUUAUGAUCUAU
Eptesicus fuscus (big brown bat) is the source of this 1833-nucleotide messenger RNA. Its product is annotated as leukocyte surface antigen CD47-like. Lineage: Eukaryota; Metazoa; Chordata; Mammalia; Chiroptera; Vespertilionidae. Gene Ontology annotation, biological process: positive regulation of cell-cell adhesion; positive regulation of inflammatory response; positive regulation of phagocytosis. The coding region runs from base 317 to 1615 and encodes 432 amino acids. Gene Ontology annotation, molecular function: thrombospondin receptor activity. The record is from RefSeq and is a predicted model, not a curated record. The transcript is spliced from 11 exons. Gene Ontology annotation, cellular component: plasma membrane; extracellular exosome.